Sesamum indicum (sesame) is the source of this 699-nucleotide messenger RNA. Its product is annotated as putative WRKY transcription factor 56. Gene Ontology annotation, molecular function: sequence-specific DNA binding; DNA-binding transcription factor activity. Gene Ontology annotation, biological process: regulation of DNA-templated transcription. NCBI's taxonomy places the organism in Eukaryota, Viridiplantae, Streptophyta, Magnoliopsida, Lamiales, Pedaliaceae. The record is from RefSeq and is a predicted model, not a curated record.
UUGAACAUCAAUUUUCCACUCUAUUCCAACAUCUUCAACUUCACGCCCAAAAUGAAAACUGCUCCCCAAUUCCAAGAUUUCCCUAACCCUAACCCUAAUUUUGAAGAUCAAUUUGCAUAUACAACAACCCAUCAUCAUCAUGAUCAACUCAACGGUUCCAAGUACUUCCGCGAUAUCUUCAACUACCUCAUGUCCGACGAGGACUUGGAGGAAUUAACUUCAGAUCUGCACAGUAGAACUGCUUCUGAGAAUAUUGCAGAUCUCUUCGAUCAGUUUUCGAGCUCAGCUCCGUUUGUUGAUCAUAACAUAAAACGUAGAAGAAAAGUGAAAAUAUACAAAGCCCAUGAGGAGUUUAGGCUUGCGUUUAGAACAAGAUCUGAUCUUGAAGUCAUGGACGAUGGAUUUAAAUGGAGAAAAUAUGGGAAAAAGAAGGUCAAGAGCAGCCCUAAUCCUAGGAAUUAUUACAAAUGUACAAGUGAAGGAUGCAGUGUGAAGAAAAGGGUGGAAAGAGAUAGAGAGGAUUCAAGCUAUGUGAUUACAACCUAUGAAGGAGUACACAACCAUGAGACCCCUUCCCUCAAUAUUCAUAUCUCUUCUCUAUAAAUCCCUCUUCUUCUUUCUUUCUUUUUUAAUAAAAAAGAAAAUAUAUAUAUAUAUAUAUAUAUAUAUAUAUACGGAAUAUAUAGCAUCUCCUAAAAU